AUGUUACCAUCAUCAUCCCUCACCAAUGGUGGUAGUCAUCACUCAAAUUUUUCGGAUGAUAAUAAUGGAGGUGGAAAGGAUGAUUCUACUGGUUUUCCAAAUUAUAUCAAGUCAUCAGAACAAAAGAGGUUGAGAGUUACAUCACUUGAUGUUGUGGAUGAAUAUUCUACGAAUUGGAAUACACCCGGUGAUGAAAUGGUAACCACAACGUAUAAGAGAAGUAUUAUUUCUCCCUUCCUCAUAUACUUGAUAAAAAGUAGUGGUUUGAUUCUUGAUUUUCCGGAUCAAGUACUUUUUGGACCAAUACCAAAAUCCUCUCUUCUUCUAGGACCUAAUAGCGUAACAAAACCAACAGCCAAUACUUGUCUCUUGGAAUUUUUAAGACAAGAACAAGUGGACUUUAAAAGCUUUUUACCACCAUUUCUUUCCCUCUUCUUCAAGUCAAUCAAGGAACAACCUGGACAUUUUUCAUCAAUUGCAACAUUUACCAAAAUGAAUGAAAAAGUGGAUUCUUACGAGUAUGAUGAAAUGCAGGAUGUUUUUGUUAAUGGAUUUAGAAAUUCACCUUACGAGUUUAAUCCUAAUAACACUGUGCAGCCAAAUGAAGUUGAUACUGUAUUUGAUUUUUUACAUGAUUGUAUAACUCAUGAAUGUAUAGGAACUGUGAGCUGUUCUGCUUACUUUGUCAUUACAGAAUUGGUGAAAAUAAUGUCAGAAAUGCCAAAGACUGUGAAAUCUGACUAUGACAUUGAAAUUUGCAAGAGGUAUCUCUCAUUCAUCAACAACAUGUUCAAGAGUAUUUGCACUUAUAGUAUUAAAUUUGCAACUCAAUCAGCCUCUAGAAAAAGUGAUGAACACUUGAUUUUGGAAACUCUUGUUGUAGUUUUUCGAGUCAUGAUCAUGUUCCUCAGCACUAAUCAUAGAAGUUGUAAUGGAAGAGAUGAAGAAUUGAAGCAUAUUGUAAAUGACCUUGUUUAUAGAGUUGCCAGUAUGAUGCCAUUCUACAAGCUCAUGAAUUUAGUGCACUCCCUAACAACCAAACAUGUUGCCACUCAAUUUCCACUUUCCAUUAUUCAAGAUUUAAAGGUCAAGACCCAAAAGCUCAGAAAGAUGCUUAGCAUGUGUUGUGAAAAUGCCAGAUCAAUCGUAUUUUUGCAACAUCUUCCUGUGUGUGACUAUUCACAUGCAAUGCAAUAUAAUGGAAGCUCUUCUAAGAAUGAUAUCAAUUUCAAGUUUGGACUCUUUACACCAAAGAGAGGUUCUACUGAAUGGAUUAGAAAAGUUCAAAGAUUAUCCAGUGCCCUCUCGCAACAUAUUUGUUGUGAUGCAUUCGAAGUAAUUCCUGCUCUGGAUAAGAAAUUUCAAUACAAUACCGAAAAGAAAAAUCAAGAAGAAUUGGAAAAGUGUAAAACAAAUUUUACCAAAGAAAUGCUUCAUGAAGCUGUUGUGCUCAGAGUUCUUCAAUUACUCGAUGAAAAGGACAUGUAUCCAGCUGCAGAGAAUAUCUUUACUGAUGUAUCUAAGGGAAUAAUUGGAAAAUGGAUUUUAUUGGCAAAUCAAAUGUACGCUUUCAUUACUCGUAAAGUAAUGCUAAAUAUGAGAAUAGUAUUAUUUGGAGAAGAUGAAUUAUCAGAUUCAACCACUCUCCAUCAUAAGGGUAAUUUUAUUAACAUUUCAAAAGAUCCAACUGUUGAAGCAAGUUAUCAGUUGUUAAGCAUUAGAAAAUGCGUAGAAUUAUAUGGAGAUCAUAUGAAAGAUCAUUUCAUUAUUUGGCUCCUCCUCCAAGUACAUCCUGUAUUGGAAGCUAAACGUUUCUUUGAUGAUCCAUUGUGCGAAAGAGAAUUCAUCAAGCUCGUACAAGAAUUGAAAGAUAAGAAUUAUACUAAGUGGCGCCCAAGUGAGGAAGAAUUGAUCAAUACUCACUAUUCUUACAUUCUCCUAAGACGUCUUAACAAGGAUGAUCAGGCCCACAUUAAGGAAUUUGAAGAGUGGAGAAAUACCUACGGUAAAAAUCUUUACAAUCUCGAUGAAAUUGGGUUGAAGAGAUUAUUCUUACUUUCCUCAUACUUUACCAAACCAAGUUCAGACUUUUUAAUUGAUUUUUUGAAAAAGCCAGAUCUGGUCGAAUCUAUCAAAACUAUUCCUAAUGAUUCAGGCAAGAUCGAAUUGUUCUAUCCAUUUGAAGGAAAAAUUGUUCCUCUCAGUGUAAAUAUGAUUCUUGUAUUGUCUGUUCAUGCCAGACACAGACUCUUUGAUAGCUUGUGUGAUAGCCUGAAAAAUCUUACGCCCCCACAACCAAAAACUGAUGGUGGCAACUCUCAACCAACAACAACAGAUAAUUUUACAGAAGCUUACAUUCCUCCUGCUAUUGUAGAAACCCUCUCCAGAACUCUGUACUGUUUGCCAUUUGCUGUCAAUAAUUUCAAAGAUCUUCUCGAAGGAAAGACUCGUAGUAAUCAUUGUAAUUAUGUAUUUUUGGAAAUUAUCAACUUUAGAUUGAUGAGAUAUUUGAGAUACUUUGGUGGAGACAUUUUCUUCCACUUGUACAUUGAAAUUUAUCUAGCCAUUGGUAAUACUACCUUGGAAAAUAACCAUCACCGUCUCUAUUUAUUACUUGAAAACUUUUGUAUCAAGGCCAUGUUGUACUUGAUUACAGAUUCUAAACGUGUUGUACACUUUUUCGAUAAGAAUGCCUCUAAAUUACCUCCAGAGAAAAUUUCUGAAACCUUCAAAAGAACCUUAAUAAGUGCUUGUAUGAAGGUUUUCAAAUUGUCUCCAAUCAAAUUAACUAAUCUUGACAAAUCUAAGAAGGUAUUGCAACGUUUGGUGAGUGUUUGUGGAAAAACAGUCGAAGAGUUUGGAAAACUAACAUCCAAGACAAGACUCUACCCAGACUUUAUUAAAACAUCAUUUGAGAAUAUCAAGAUUACUGAAACAGAAGCUCCAUCAACAGUAGCACAACAGAAAAACGAUCCUAAAAAACCAGAAGAUCCAAAAGAGAUUCUCAAAAAGGUAGAGAACCUUUGUGAUAGCUUUUGGGAUAAACGAGAUAAGGUUAGCACCAUGAAAAACCUUGAGAAUAUUCCACACUCUAAUUAUUUAUUAUGCGCUAUUUGGAGCAGAGUAUUUGAGAAAGAAUUUAGUAAGGAAAAAGUUGCUUUCUGGAAGAAAUGGAUACCAAUGUUACUUCCUCCAAGAUUGUUGGUGGAUAGUGUUUACAAGAUGAUUAACCAUGUACUUGAUGAAUUUUUAUCUGAAGAGAAUGAAUCAGGAGAUCAAGAUGAAUCCAUAUUCGUCAAAGUUAAGCAAGUCUCAAGUACUUUGACUAAAUUGAUUUGGGAAUUUGAAUUUUUACCUUUGGAAACUGUUUGUCUUGCACUCAUUGAUAGAGCUAAAAAUGAAGAUCCUAAUCUAUCAAACAAGCCAACAGAGGAUUCAACUGAAAAGAAGGCUAUCGAACACAAGUAUGCCCAUAAUAUUCUUCUCCUCAUUAUUACUGAUAAUCAAUUUUCCAAGAGAGUUGACUUAUUCUUGGAUCUUAAUCGCAAUCCUAACUUGUUUGAUGUAAAUGAUAAUUUCACUGCUCACCACAAGUAUCACUCCCAAUAUCCAGAAGGAUUUGGUGCAAUGAAAACAGAUGAUUUUUUGAAUGCUAAUCCAUCCUAUUACAAUAAUAUUUGCUUGAGAAUGAUUCCAAUACUUGAUUUAAUUUGUAGACGUUUAUGCGAAUUGAAUUUGUUUGACUUUUUACGUCAAAUAUUGGAUAAGUAUGGUGGAUUAUUUGCCUACCACGAUUAUCCAAUGACAUUUGUGAAGGAAUUACUACUUUACUAUGUUGAUUUGCCAAUUGAAAUUAAGGAAAUGCUCUUUACCAUUAUUUGCAAGAAUGAAAAGUAUCUGUUAUCUGAUAUGGAUGCAAGCUUUUCUGCAGUUGCCAAAUCACACUUUGGAAUUUCUGUGGACGAUUCAAACUUUAUCAAAAAGACAGGAAAGACCUAUAUAGACCAAACAUUUGAUCUUCAUUACUUUUUAACUUUGAUUACCAAUAUUUCUGAAGUAUUGCCAACAAUUCAGGAACCCAGAGCCAAUCAUACCUACAUUAAUCCAAAACAUAUUUUCUAUGAAUUUUCCAAUACAUUCGAAUUGCGUUUGAAUGCUGGAAUUAUUGAAGUAAUGUGUUUGCCAUUAACUCUCCAAGAAAUUAUUUCCAAACUCGUGGAUUGUCUCAUCCAGAACACAUCAGUCUGUCCACCACACCAACUCUUCAAAUGCUCCUAUACCACUGGCUUGUUCUUGGCCUCUCUUCCAAAUUACUCAACUCCUACCUCCCCAUCAGUUUCAGAUUGUCUCUUUGCCAUUCUCAUGCAUUUCUUGCAUGCUAAUCCUCAUCCACUUCUUGUAAAUGACUUAGAAAAUACUCACGAAAUGGGAAAAGUUGUGAAAACUCCAUCUGAAUGCCUCUUGUGUAUCUUGCAGACAUUCCUGUACUCUUCAGGUCACGAAUCAUUUAUUAGUUUGAGAAAAUUCCUUGCCAAAGCCAGAAAAUCACAAACCUCUAAAUUGGAGACAAGGGAACAAUUCUACAUGGUCUGUAGAUUACUUGCCCCAUUCAUUCCAAAAUUGCACAGUGACAAGUGGACAAAUUCUGACUCUGGUCCUGCUCAAGACAAGGAAAUGAAGAUUCUUUUGGAAUCCUCUUUCCAAGAAUUAGUACUUUUAUUUUUGACUAUUGAAUGGGAUGUUUGUCCUGAAAUUAUUCUUGCCAAGAAGAGAAAGUAUUCUACUGUUGCAACUUCGUUAUUCAAACAAAAUGAUGGUGACAUAUCUGAAGAUGAAAUGUUAGAACAAAUUCUCUACUUUUUCCAACAUUUAUUCCACAUUCUCUAUUCUACCUCUCCACCUUCACGACAACAAUUUUUGACCUCAUUCUAUAAGGAACUAGACAAGUGCACCAAUACAGCACUGAAAGUUAGACUAAGAAUUAUUUUCACACAAAAGGAAGUCGUUGUUGAGCCUGAAAAGCCUUAA
Molecule: messenger RNA, 5028 nt
Organism: Naegleria gruberi
Lineage: Eukaryota; Heterolobosea; Eutetramitea; Acrasida; Naegleriidae
Exons: 1
Coding region: 1-5028 (1675 amino acids)
Biological process (GO): positive regulation of gene expression; regulation of transcription by RNA polymerase II
Cellular component (GO): mediator complex; transcription regulator complex
Source: RefSeq, a predicted model, not a curated record